Hemicordylus capensis (graceful crag lizard) is the source of this 3621-nucleotide messenger RNA. It is a transcript of the gene LOXL2, whose product is annotated as lysyl oxidase like 2. Gene Ontology annotation, cellular component: membrane. Gene Ontology annotation, biological process: peptidyl-lysine oxidation. Lineage: Eukaryota; Metazoa; Chordata; Lepidosauria; Squamata; Cordylidae. Gene Ontology annotation, molecular function: copper ion binding; protein-lysine 6-oxidase activity. The transcript has 14 exons. The record is from RefSeq and is a predicted model, not a curated record. Bases 348 to 2660 code for a protein of 770 amino acids.
CGAUUCUGUCCCGUAUCCUGUUUCUUGUAGAAUUGUGAUAUGUUGCACAAGGGAUUUUUGUAUAAUAUUACUUUAAGUGCACAUCUGGCUAUGCUCUGAUGAAGGGUGGCAUAUUCCUUUAAGUGGAUGUCUUUACAGUCAAUUAAUUUCAGCUGGGUCCACCGGCAAGAGUAUAAAUUUGCUUCUUGGUUGGUAAUGGUGUCAGUUUGUAAGAAGGCAAAGGUCUACUUACUUGUUCAAGUGCUCUUUGAACAUUUACAAAGCAGCCCAGACAAGCCUCCUCGUAACCCUCUGCUGAAUUCUGUCAAUCAAAGACUUGGCUUCUGAAAGGAGUGCUGCUGCCAGAAAUGGGACGGAUCCUGGAUUUCUGCCUUCACCACUGCUUGGUCUCCUCCUUCCUCUCUGUCUCCCUGAGCCCUCUGACCCUCGCUCAGUAUGGGCACUGGCAGCACUAUUCUGGCGAUCCAGGACAGCCGCAGAGCCCCCCGGAGGAGUACCCCCAAAUCAAGCUGCGGUUGGCGGGGCUGCAGAGGAAGCCGAACGAAGGGAGGGUGGAGGUGUACCACAGCUCAGAGUGGGGCACAGUCUGUGACGACAAUUUCUCCAUCCACAACGCCCACGUGAUCUGUCGGCAGCUAGGCUACGUGGAGGCUGUUUCCUGGAUCCCGGGUUCUAAGUUUGGCAAGGGGGAAGGCAGAAUCUGGCUGGACAACGUCUACUGUUCGGGCAGGGAGAAGACACUAGCCGCGUGCAACUCGAACGGCUGGGGCAUCAACGACUGCAAGCACACGGAGGACGUCGGCGUGAUCUGCAGCGACACACGGAUCCCCGGCUUCCGCUUUGAUGACUCCGAGCUCAACCAAGUCGAGGAUAUGCACAUCCAAGUGGAAGACAUCCGGAUACAGGCCGUCCUCGCUGCCUAUCGUAGGAGUUUGCCAGUCAUAGAGGGCUAUGUGGAGGUAAAAGAAGGUGGUGUCUGGAAACAGAUCUGUGACAGACAGUGGACCAUGAAAAAUUCCCGAGUCAUCUGUGGCAUGUUUGGGUUUCCAAGCGAAAAGAAAUACAACAUCCGGGUCUACAGAUUGGCAGCGAGCAGAAGGCGGCACACGUACUGGCCUUAUUCCAUGGAGUGCACUGGCAAUGAAGCUCACGUCUCUGGCUGCAAACUGGGCCACCGCAUCAGCACAGCUGUUGGGAAUAACGUUACGUGUGAGCGCGGGAUGCCUGCUGUGGUGAGCUGCAUCCCUAGCCGUGCCUUUGCCCCUCCCACCCACAGUGGCUACCGCAGAGCUUAUCGUCAGGAGCAAUCCAUGGUGAGGCUAAAGGGUGGAGCCAAGCCAGGAGAAGGCCGCAUCGAAGUGCUGAAGAAUGGGGAAUGGGGAACUGUUUGCGACAGCGGGUGGAACCUGAUUGCAGCCAGUGUGGCCUGCCGAGAGAUGGGCUUUGGGACUGCUAAGGAGGCUAUUCCAGGAGCUAGACUUGGGAAAGGGAUAGGCCCCAUUCAUCUCAAUGAAGUCGAAUGCUUAGGUUCUGAAAAGUCCCUCACAGACUGCAAAUUCAGCACACAAUCAAGGAACUGCAACCAUGAAGCAGAUGCUUGUGUAAAGUGCAACAUACCAGCUAUGGGUUUCCAGAAUCAGAUACGUUUGAGUGGCGGCCGCACACCCUACGAAGGCCGGGUGGAAAUCCUCCGGGAGUACAAUGGCACCCUCAAGUGGGGGACAGUCUGUAGCGAGAAGUGGACCCUAAUAGAAGCCAUGGUGGCUUGCCGCCAUCUGGGUCUUGGCUAUGCUGAAAAUGCGUUCCAGGAAUCCUGGUAUUGGCAUGGAGACGUCAAUGCCGACAGCGUUGUCAUGAGCGGGAUUAAAUGUUCCGGGACAGAGAUGACCCUGACACACUGCAAGCAUGAUGCAGCUGUAUCCUGCCCCAGAGGAGGCGGGCGCUAUGCUGCUGGUGCUUCCUGCACAGAGACUGCUGCAGACCUUGUCCUAAAUGCCCAGGAAGUGGAGCACACCUCCUAUCUCGAAGACCGCCCAAUGUACAUGCUGCAGUGCGCACUUGAGGAGAACUGUCUGGCUUCCUCAGCUGCCAACACAUCUGUUUCCACCGGCACCAGGAGGCUCAUGCGUUUCUCCACCCAGGUCGAAAACAACGGGCCGAUUGAUUUCCGCCCCAGAAGUGGGCGCCACACUUGGAUUUGGCACGAAUGUCACAGGCAUUACCACAGCAUGGAGGUGUUCACACAUUACGACCUGCUGGACCUCAAUGGAACCAAAGUGGCGGAGGGACACAAGGCCAGCUUUUGCCUGGAGGACACUGAAUGCGCAGAAGGCAUCGAGAAGCAGUAUGAAUGUGCCAAUUUUGGAGAGCAAGGAAUCACCGCUGGAUGCUCUGAUGUGUACAGGCAUGAUAUUGAUUGCCAGUGGGUUGAUAUUACCGAUGUCAAACCAGGAAUAUACCUCUUCCGGGUCCAAGUCAACCCAACCCAGGAAGUUGCAGAGACCGAUUAUUCCAACAAUGUUGUGAAAUGCAUGUGCAAGUACGAACCUCAUCGGAUCUGGAUGUACAGCUGCCAUGUAGCUGACUCCCACAGCGAAGCAGAAGAAGAGAGUUUUGAUCACUUCAGAGGACUUACGAACAACCAGGUGCCCACUCGAUAGAGACGCCUUCCUAUCAGCCCCACUAUUUGAGGAAGAAGGAAAUGCCUUUUCCUGUGAUCUUCCUAACCACUGCAGAGAACAACUAAUCAACCAACCAGCCAUGAACUUUAAUACUAGCUGUAGUAAGUUAUUUUCAAGGGUGUGCUCCAUACCAGCUUUUGCGGUGCUCAGCACAGAGGCAAUAGCCUUUACUCUCCUUUUGCAUCCAUUCCAGCAGAACGAAGGUUUUGCAGCGGCCAUUAAGUUCCAUCAGAGCUUUUUUGUCCAUAACUUAUUCGCAAGGAAUCCUUGGCGAGCGGUCGUGCCAUUUUUGUCCACUGCAACUUAGAGGCACCAGUGCCAGAACCACCCCGGUAAGGCUCUCAGCUGCUGGCGAUUUUUUGCUGAAGCCAACGCCUUUCUCAGCAGCUGCUUUCAUCUGCUGUCUCAAUCAUAUCUGAAAAUGUGACUCGACGCCACCGAUGCAGAACAGACAUUUCUACCGGUUUCUCUGGACACAAAGGGGUCUUGAGAAGAGCUCCAUCUUAGAUCAGGUAGUGCCGCACUCCUCUCUCUUCUCCAGGAGCACUUCUGACAGUUGGUUUUAAUGUAAGGUUUGAUCUACCACAAUGGGGAAAACAUGUCAACUCAUCCCCUGCAUCUUGGCUUUUGGAGCCACUAGACUGUGAAUUGUUCUUCCCACAGUAAGCUGUCCACCUACUUGCCUUCCACGUGUAUUUCCUAACACUCUGAUCCAUGCUUUUUCCCCCCUCUCUCACCCCCACCGCUUCCUCCAUAAUGGAUAUUCCACAUACGCAUUGCAUCAUCAAAUGUAUUUUGCAAAGAUAACUAAUUGGCCUUAUGCCAUCAGGCCUUCCCCAGCCCAGCCCUUUUAAUUUUGUCACAAUUAUGCUGGGUUGUCUUUUUUAAAAGGGUUUUUUUUUGAAAAAUAGCGAUGCCUCUGUUUGUUUGAGGCCAUGCA